Molecule: messenger RNA, 945 nt
Organism: Spirodela intermedia
Lineage: Eukaryota; Viridiplantae; Streptophyta; Magnoliopsida; Alismatales; Araceae
Source: the annotation of a GenBank genome assembly
AUGCCCGUAGCCUUCCCACCCGCCGGGCAGCAGCUUCCCGGCUACGCCGGCAAUCCUGAUCCGGUGCCCGUGAAGUUCCCACCAGAGCAUUAUUCCCCGGCGCCGGCGUUCCAACAGCACGCCUCAAUGGCUGCUGCUCCUUCACCGGGAUACCCGGUCAGAAGUCUUCCUCCGUCGACGCCGGGGCGGAUCGUCCUGCAGGGGAGCUCGCCUUGGACGACCGAGCUCUUCGAUUGUAUGGACGACCCCCUGAAUGGUAAUAGCUCUCCCUUCUCCCUUCUCCCUUCUCCCUUCCGUAAAACAUCUUCUCUUCUUCUCUACAAGAGCGGACUCACGCGAUCUUCGUCUCUUUGAAAAACUCCUGACAGCCGUCACGACGUUGUUGUUACCAUGCGUCACCUUCGGACAAAUCGCAGAGAUCAUCGACGAAGGCCGUUCGAGUACGUGAAAAAAAGUCAACGGCGCCGAUUUCUCCCCAGAAGUUAAACUUCCGCUCGGGUUCUCUAACUAUGGUUCUGUUCUGAUUCUGCAGCAUGCAACACGAACGGAGUGAUGUACGGCUGCGUGGCCGCCAUGAUCGGGAUGCCGUGUCUGAUAUCGUGCGGGUACCGCUCGAGGCUGCGAGCCAAGUUCGACCUCGUGGAGACGCCGGCGCCGGACUGGGCUGUACACUUCAUCCUUGAGCCGUGCGCCCUCUGCCAGGAGUACAGGGAGCUGCGCAACAGGGGUUUCGACCCAGAAAUAGGUGAGUGCAGAGACUUCUCUGAGAAGCCCGGGCUUCGCACACUAGCUGCUGAUUCUCUGCAACAUUGAAAAGAAUUUAUCUCUAGGGACAAGAGUUCUAGAUUGCUCAAGUAAUUUCUUACCGCAGGUUGGCAUGCGAACGUCGCGAAAAGCCAAGGCGUAGCGUUGACGCCGCCUAAGAAUCAGGCGAUGAUUGGUUGA